GUGAAUUAAUGACGCAUCGAGUAUAUUUCGCAAUUUCCUUUAUUUUCGGGUUGUACACACAAUUUUUUGGUGCUGCGAUGAUUCAUCAUUAUUAGGUAUCAUCAUAGAUCAAGAAAAUAUGUGAAGAGCAUUUGUUGGCAACAUAAUUAUAUGAGAAGUCCCUUCUACCAACAACAAGUUACCAUCAAACUACCUGUAGGAAAUCAGUCUCGACAAAUUCCCCUGCCUUCCCUGCCUUCCCUGCCUUCCCUGCCCUUCCCUUGCCUUCCCCUGUCCCUUCAGAUUUGAAAAAUCCAAUUCGCAAUACAGAUUGGUGUUUAAACUUUCUCUCAAUCAUCCUUAUUACACCUUCUUUAUGAACUUACGAAUCUAGAGAGACUUGUUGUACCAGGAAUAUUGACAAACAUUUCAAAAAUCAGCUAGGCCUGAUAAAAACAAGACCCAAGAUAUUAACGCAAAAAAAGAAACACAUUCAGGAGGUUGCCAAUUUCUUUACGAAGCGUGAUCCAUCUGCUAUACUGACCGUCGUAUAAUGCACUCAAGUCUUUCACGAGGCCACACAUCUGGGAUAACUGUCGUUCUCUCAGGAAGAGGCUUCUUAAGCAGUUACCCGGAGACUAGGAGGCGGGAUCCAAACGGUAGCCCACCGGCUAAAAACGGUUAUGAUGGGGGUCUCCUAAAUGCCCCAGUCAAGCUACAGCUUGUUAAUCACAAGCAUGGGGGCUACUCCAUCCGUGUAGUGCACAAUGAUGAUAGACCACGAUCUCAACCUAUCAUCAGCGAAAAUUUAGAUGACAUAUCUGUUCUGAAUCACACAGCGCAGGAGUUUGAGUUCCUCUUGAACAGAGACGGCAGUCGCCAUUUGAUGCUUUUCAGCAGCUUGGACGAGGGACAGCAAUUCCAAUUGAUAUUCGGUGCCGUCAAUGUCCAAGGACGAAUCGGGAUGUCAAGUAAACGAGGAGUAGCUCCAAUGGCAGCCAGGUUUCCAGGCCAACAGGGAUCCAAUGAUGUAGGAGGAGGAGGAGGAGGAGCAACGAUCAAGAAGAAAGGAUCCAAGAUGGAGAACGACAGGGUUCCUACGUCAACACCUAUGGGCAAUGGAGGAGACGACAUUGAUAUCCAAACAAUGGUAGAACUUUUAAAGUCAUCAAUACAGGCUGGUGAUGUGAAGAACGCUGAGAUCUGGGCUGGGAACCUCGCUAAUCACCAACCAAAGCUCAGUAUCUUGGUUGAAACAGCUGGUACUACCGUUUCUUCAAGCAGUGAAAUAUCGAUCCAUGUUCAAGUUGAAGACAAAGAUUCAUCGAAAUUAAAAUUAAGAAUGUCAGUGCCAUCGAAUAUAACGAUAGCUGGUCUGAAGAAAAUGACUUGUCUCACAUACGCUCUUCCAACGCCAGUCCAGAAUUGGCUUAUUGGGGGCCGCAUCGCUAAAGACACCGAGACACUAGCAACCAAUGGAAUCUCGUCUUCUGGUGCAACCCUUUACCUAUAUUUGACCUCGGCUUUAAAGGUCAACACUACAAAGCAUGCGCUAGAGAUUGAGAAGCAUGCUAUUUCUGAGGAGCGAAAACAUCCAAGACAUACCGUAGAACCCCAAACCCUACAAAGGACCUCCAACAACUUCACAGAAGGUCGCGGUACCUUGCGGACCUCACAUAGCAGAGUUACAUCUCCCCCACUGCAUGAAGUAGACUCGAUACAAAGACUUGCACCAUCGACAAGCAGUUCCUCGGAUAGGUGGUCUUCAGGUCCAAGGUCUCCACAGGUUGAAAGAGUGCCUGAGGUGAAGAAGAAACCAACGGCAAUGGAGGUUGGAUGGGUGUGUACAGCCUGCACCCUGGUCAACCCCCCUCUCAUACCGGGAUGCCAGGCUUGCACCACUGCAAGACCCGAAGCAUACUCGGUUCCUACAGAGGGCUCCUACUCAAUAGACCCGUCGGAGAGGGCCUUUCAGAAAGAAUCGGAAGAGAAGGAGCAGGCUUUUUUAGAGAAGGAGAGGGAGCUGGUGAUUCAGAACUAUCAGGAUCUCUUAAGGAUUGACGAUCAAGACCUGGUCCUGAAUCGAGAACCCUUUGACUGUCCUGUAUGCCUUGUGGACUAUGAAUCUGGAGAUGGGGUAGUGCUAAGGGAAUGCCUUCACAUAUUCUGCAGGGAAUGUGUAAGCCAGCAUGUGAUGCAGUCAACAGAUGCCUUGGUCAAGUGCCCCGGGAUGGAAGAUGGCGUCCCCUGCACACAGCACGUCCUUGAAAGGGAGAUCAAAACACUCUUGAGUGAAGAAAACUUUCAGAAGUACCUGGAACGCGGUCUUCGUCGGGCGGAGUCCAGCGCGGCCAACAGCUUCCACUGCAAGACAACAGACUGCAGGGGAUUCUGCUUCUACGAAGACAACAACAACUUCUUCAACUGCCCUCUGUGCAAACGAAUAAACUGUUUGACAUGUAAAGCCAUUCAUGAAGGCAUAGACUGUAAGCAAUACCAGGAGGAUCUCAAAACAAGGGCGCAGAAUGAUGUGUCGGCGAGGCAGACGCAAGAAACCCUGGAGGAAUUGGUGAGAAGCGGAGAGGCUAUGAAGUGCCCUAAUUGUAGUAUCAUUGUGCAGAAGAAAGGAGGUUGUGAUUGGAUAAAAUGUUCGGUCUGCCAAAUGGAGAUCUGCUGGGUAACGAAGCAAGCUCGAUGGGGAAAAGGGGGUACUGGAGAUAUAACAGGGGGAUGUCGUUGCCGUGUCAGCGGGCAGCCAUGUCAUCCUAACUGUCAUAAUUGUCAUUGAUACUGUAUUAACAUUCAAGAAAGCGGAUUGAGGGACAUUCCUGUACAAUUGAAAUCACCCUAAAUAUUGAUAUGUACAUUAUCUGAAAUUUUUAUUUUUUUUAACUGCUAGACGUUAGCUAUAAUCUUAAGAUGGUGUUGAAUCAUGCACAUUUUUAGAUGGACCCAUGUUACAGUCUCCUCAAGACAAAAGCCUUUGUGUUAGUAAUUGCCAUAUGCCCUCACAGUGACCAUAUGGUAGGAAUACUCCACAGGGAGUGGAGAUGUUGCAUAUUCUGCUUGAAAGAAUCUGCUGGCUUGGGUAAUGAUAUCUGUAAAGCGCUUAGAGACAGUAUUUUGUAUUAAGCACUAUAUAAAUCCAGAUUAUUAUUAUUAUUGUUAUAUUGAAUAAUGUGAAUUCAUAUAGGCCAAAUCACUAUCUUCAACAAUAGAUAGGUGAUAGAUAGGUGAGAGCUAGACUUGAUCGCUUUUAAAGCUUUGAAUUGAAUUGAACAUCCAAAUAGACACUUGUUCAAUUUUUUGUUUGGUAUCCAUUUCCGAUAUAUUUUCACGUAAGUCAACUGCUAUUCUGUCUUAUCUGGUCAAUUAAACAUUUCCUAAGCCAGCACAAUCAUGCAUAGAUGCAAACUGUAUUAUGAUGGGGCUCUGACAUAUGCUCAGACAACAGCUUCUCUUGGUUAGAUUUCAUCAUAGAUAUAGGGGUAGGCCGGUCUGCAAUUGGGUUGUAGGUUAGAUAUAGGGUUAGGUUUUGGGUGAGGUAGAGUGUUUGGUUUAGGGUUUAAGUUAAGAAUUUAGUUACAUUAAGGUUUGUUUGGCAAAAUCGCUUCUUUUAUGAUGACGUGAAGUGUAAUACGCUUUACACUUUUCUGAAUCUUGUAACGCAGAGCUCAGUGAAUACAUGCGAGUCCUUUUUGUGCGCAGUUGCAAUUCAUUUUACGCAUUUAAAAAAAACAUGGUGGAAGUGUUUGGGUAGGAGCAUCCAUGAAUGUUGUUCUUUUAUAAUAAAAAUAAUAAAUAAUAUGGUUAUUUAUAUAGCGCCAGUAUCCAUCAGGUUCUGACGCUCAUGGCGCUUUACACAUAUUACCCUGGUCGUAGCCGAGCUGCAAUAUAGCGCUCAAGCAUAUCAAGUACCCAUUUAUGCCAAGAUUAUGAAAAUUAAUAGUAAAGAUAUAAUGAUGAUCGCACCUUUCAUUCAUUUGUUAAUGUACAAGUAUAUUUACACACACUCAAGAAAGAUGAUUACUGACAGGUCUUUUCAGGGCUCCCCAAUC
Messenger RNA from Strongylocentrotus purpuratus (purple sea urchin), 4037 nucleotides. RefSeq names its product ranBP-type and C3HC4-type zinc finger-containing protein 1-like. The record is from RefSeq and is a predicted model, not a curated record. Gene Ontology annotation, biological process: protein linear polyubiquitination; proteasome-mediated ubiquitin-dependent protein catabolic process. Gene Ontology annotation, cellular component: LUBAC complex. Gene Ontology annotation, molecular function: ubiquitin-protein transferase activity; ubiquitin binding. Lineage: Eukaryota; Metazoa; Echinodermata; Echinoidea; Camarodonta; Strongylocentrotidae. Bases 533 to 2767 code for a protein of 744 amino acids. The transcript has 14 exons.